UUACUCGAUAUGGAUCCAAAUGAUGAGCCAGAGGAAGAUGGCGCCAAUAUUGAUCUCGAUGCACAUCGAAAAGGAAAAUGCGCUGUAAUUAAGACCUCUACACGACAAACAAUAUUCUUGCCUUUAAUUGGACUUGUUGAUCCAGCUACUUUAAAACCAGGUGAUUUAAUCGGCGUAAACAAGGAUAGUUAUUUAGUUUUGGAUACGUUACCUGCUGAAUAUGAUUCUCGUGUUAAAGCUAUGGAAGUUGAUGAAAAACCAACUGAAGACUAUAAUGACAUUGGAGGUUUAGAUAAACAGAUUGAGGAAUUGGUAGAGGCUAUCGUGCUUCCCAUGACACAUGCUGAUAGAUUCAAAAAUUUGGGUAUUAAGCCACCAAAAGGUGUUUUAAUGUAUGGUCCGCCUGGCACGGGUAAAACAUUACUGGCCAGGGCUUGUGCAGCUCAAACCAAUUCCGCAUAUUUAAAAUUAGCUGGGCCACAACUCGUUCAGAUGUUUAUCGGUGAUGGUGCCAAACUCGUUCGUGACGCGUUUAAUUUAGCAAAAGAAAAGGCGCCUUCCAUUAUUUUCAUAGAUGAAUUGGACGCUAUAGGAACCAAACGUUUUGAUAGUGAAAAAAGUGGUGAUCGAGAAGUACAACGAACAAUGUUGGAAUUGUUAAAUCAACUUGACGGAUUCAGCAGUGAUGAAAGGAUUAAGGUGAUUGCUGCUACGAAUCGUAUUGAUAUUUUGGACCCAGCACUCUUGCGAUCAGGGCGACUUGAUCGAAAGAUAGAGUUUCCGCUUCCAAAUGAAGAGGCACGUGCACGUAUUCUUCAGAUUCAUUCACGUAAGAUGACUGUUGGUUCCGAUGUAAAUUAUGAAGAAUUAGCUCGUUGUUGUGAUGAAUUCAACGGCGCCCAAUGUAAAGCUGUUUGUGUUGAAGCUGGUAUGUUGGCUUUAAGAAGAAAUGCAACCGAAUUGAAUCAUGAAGAUUUUAUGGACG
Scutellospora calospora is the source of this 985-nucleotide messenger RNA. The record is from the annotation of a GenBank genome assembly. Lineage: Eukaryota; Fungi; Glomeromycota; Glomeromycetes; Diversisporales; Gigasporaceae.